AUGAAUGUCAUCAAAUCUGAUACAUUUACAGCCUCAUCAGCUAAAUCAAUGGUAUAUCAUUUUAGUUUAGGAGUGCGAGAAAAAUUUUUGCAUAAUGUGCAAUGGCCAAAUGUACUGAUGAUUUUGCUCCAUCGUAUUGUUCAUAGAUAUAUGGAGCAGAUACUACCCACCACUUGCCAUUUGAGUCCUCCUGACAUUGCUGCUGAGAAAAUAUACAACUCAACUACGACUCGGCUAAAUUCAGGCAGAUUUGCCGUUACCUUUCCGUUUCUGCAACCACUUCUACUGCUUGGCGUUGGUGACUCAAAAACGUUAGCUCUUCAAUGGUUCAAGGAACUCGAAUGUCGACUCCCCCGCAAUAAAGAUCUGCAAGAUCAAUACGCUGAGUUCAUGCAUGACUACCUGACAACUGGUCAUAUGGAGUUGAUUUCGUCGUCUAAACUCGGCAAUCCGUAUCAUUAUUAUAUUCCGCACCAUUGCAUGCUAAAACCCGAUAGUCUUACUGCCAAAUUGAGGGUGUAUUCAAUGCAUCUGCACAAACUUCAGCUGGAAGUAUCUUUUUCAGCUGAUAUCAAACAAAUGUAUCGUCAAAUUCUCAUCAGGCCCUCUGCUCGAGAUAAUUUGCGGAUCCUGUGGAGAUUUUCGUCUCGGUCUCAAAUUCAUGAGUACUGA
This is a messenger RNA of Myzus persicae (green peach aphid), 672 nucleotides long. RefSeq lists its product as uncharacterized. The coding region runs from base 1 to 672 and encodes 223 amino acids. The transcript has 3 exons. NCBI's taxonomy places the organism in Eukaryota, Metazoa, Arthropoda, Insecta, Hemiptera, Aphididae. The record is from RefSeq and is a predicted model, not a curated record.